AAAAAAAAAAUUAUCUACAUUUUGCAAACAAGUAGAUUGAGAGGUGAGAGAACCCCAUUUGGGACCGGAACUGGACCGUUAUCUUACAACGACAAAACAAAAUGCCUUGGCUCCUGCAAUCUCUCCCGCCAAACCUCUCCUUCACCCAUUAUUAUUCCAGAACCAGAUCACGACCUUCUUCACCCCCAGCGCACAAUAGCAUCACCACCACCACCACCACCACCCAACUAGUAGUAGUGGCAGCGAGCACCAAAACCAUAAACGAAGACGAUUACCACUCCACCCUCCGUGCUCUCAACUCCAAAGGCCGCUUCCCUCGCAAAUCCCUCGGCCAGCAUUACAUGUUGAAUUCUUCUGUUAAUGAGCAACUUGUGGAUGUGGCUGAUGUUAAGGAAGGUGAUGUGGUGCUUGAGAUUGGACCAGGAACUGGUUCUUUGACUAGUGUUCUUGUAAAUGCCGGUGCCACAGUUCUUGGGAUCGAAAAGGAUGCACACAUGGCUGCACUUGUGAGAGAACGAUUUGCUAGUAUAGACCAGGUGAAGGUUUUGCAAGAGGAUUUCACAAAAUGUCACAUUCGCUCCCAUUUGGUCUCGUUGUUGGAAUGUAAAAAGUCAUUGGAUGGAGAAUCACAACAUGCCAAAGCUAUGAAGCACGAACACGGACACGAGACACAACAAUUUCCAAAAAAUGGGGACAUGGACACGGUCGUAUCCAAUAUACCUUUUAAUAUAAGUACAGAUGUAGUUAAACUGCUGCUUCCAAUGGGUGACAUUUUCUCUGAAGUUGUUCUCUUACUCCAGGAGGAAACAGCUUUGCGCUGGGUAGAAUCAACUUUGAGGACAUCUGAAUAUCGACCCAUCAAUAUCUUCAUAAAUUUUUAUUCAGAUCCUGAGUACAACUUCAAAGUCCCCAGAUGGAAUUUUUUCCCCCAACCUAAUGUUGAUGCAGCAGUUGUUACAUUUAGGCUGAAGCAAGCUGCAGACUAUCCCCAAGUUUCCUCCAUUAAAAGCUUCUUCUCAAUGGUCAAUUCUGCAUUCAAUAGUAAACGAAAGAUGUUGCGGAGUACACUCCAGCAUAUCUGCACAUCCCUGGAGAUUGAAGUCGCUCUUCGAAAUGUUGGUCUUCCAUCUACAUCGAGACCAGAGGAGCUCACAUUGGAUGAUUUUGUGAGGUUGCACAACUUGAUCACAAAGUCUCACCAUUAUGCGAUGCAACUUCUCAUCCUUCCAACAACUUAUCAUUUCGAGUUGGGUUCAGACCGCCGUGUUCAGUUGGAAAUAAUCAAAUCUUCCAUUGUUAAUCAUUGAGUUGUAUCAGACAAUAAUGUUUUUGUCAUACUGUAUCUGUAAAUGAAUAUAAACUUGUAGUUUCAUCACUUUAGAUCAAUAACUAUGCCAACUUAGAUUUGUAACAUAUUUGGUAUCAUUUUUGUU
Molecule: messenger RNA, 1433 nt
Organism: Camellia sinensis
Lineage: Eukaryota; Viridiplantae; Streptophyta; Magnoliopsida; Ericales; Theaceae
Source: RefSeq, a predicted model, not a curated record